Molecule: messenger RNA, 1285 nt
Organism: Corticium candelabrum
Lineage: Eukaryota; Metazoa; Porifera; Homoscleromorpha; Homosclerophorida; Plakinidae
Product: centromere protein T-like
Exons: 6
Coding region: 94-1263 (389 amino acids)
Biological process (GO): kinetochore assembly; mitotic cell cycle; chromosome segregation
Cellular component (GO): kinetochore
Molecular function (GO): DNA binding; protein heterodimerization activity
Source: RefSeq, a predicted model, not a curated record
GCAUGCGUAUAAAUAAAGACUUGACUUUGAUUCUUUCAGACGUUGUUCUCGUCGCUCGUUGACGUUUGCGUUCGUGUCGUCGGUCUUGCUACUAUGUCUACUAGUGUUAGGAAGACCCAAACUCGCAAGCAAGUUAGAGUUGCCGCCGCCGCCGCUGAAGAAGCAACUCCUCGCACACAGAUGGUUCAGUUUAUGGCUGCAGCAGAUACACAGUCUGUUGUAAAACCAACAUCGAGACGACAACCGACCAAACAACAGUCAGCAAGUAAGCUAGUGAGAACACCCUUACGAAAGAGACCUCGAACGAGUCUGAGUCAAAGACCAGCUCAUAGUUUACUCGAUGAGAUCAUGGAAAGAGACCCACAGAGCGAAAUGCUUGGAUCUCAAAGAAAAGUGACACGUACCAUCCCAGAGUCAACACUUCAUUCUAUUUUGAAAAAGAAGAAGUCAACGAGCACCCCUGAGUUACAGCCAUAUCAGCGUUCAGCGAAAUCAAUGUUACGAUCGGUGUCUUUUCGCGAUGAACAACUAAACGUGCCACUGAAUGAUUUCAAUGUAACCGUUGACUCUGGAGGAGACAGCAGUGCACAAUGGAUACCGAACAGACAGAGAGUAGAAGCAGGUCAGAGCAGAAGUCCUGAGGUCAAUCUUUCUAUCUCUGUUGUGUCUGAAGCCGACGGUGCCGCACAAUGGAUACCUAAUAGGGAAAGAACAGUUCGUGUAGAGAACGAUAGUCCAGCUGUUGCUGAUUUUGGAGGUAGUUAUAUAGAAACUAAGCCAAGAGAUGGAGGAAUUAGAGACAUUGAUGAUGGCAUGGAAGUAGGUGAUGACAAGAGUGAUUCCGGGGAGAUUAACGACGAUAUGGAGGAGAUUGUCGACAAUCUGGAGGAAGGACGGAAGGAUGAGGCAGACCCUUCGGCCAGUCAUCGAUCUAAAAAGCCUGUAAAACAGAGGAAAUCAUUACCCAUGAGCAAAAAACUUGUGAGAGAACUAAUGAUGCAUUUCUCGAGAAGAACCAUUGCAAAGGACGCGGUUGAUUUGGCUGCCGAACUGGUUGACAAGUUCUUUGAUCAGCUUAUAGACGACUUGGAGUGUUAUUGUUUACAUGCCAAACGGAAGACAAUCCAGAAGGAAGACUUUGAACUUCACUUGCGUCGAGUUCGAGAAGUACACGACAAGAAAUCAUUAGACGCUUUAGUGCUAGAUCAUUUGCCUAUGGAAUAUUGGAGAGACCUACUUGAUUUGCCGAUAAAAAAGAAAUAAGAUAACGUAUUGUGUUGUGUGG